Molecule: messenger RNA, 1076 nt
Organism: Carica papaya (papaya)
Lineage: Eukaryota; Viridiplantae; Streptophyta; Magnoliopsida; Brassicales; Caricaceae
Product: homeobox-leucine zipper protein HAT22-like
Biological process (GO): regulation of DNA-templated transcription
Molecular function (GO): DNA-binding transcription factor activity, RNA polymerase II-specific; sequence-specific DNA binding
Source: RefSeq, a predicted model, not a curated record
UUCUUUCCCAUCAUUUAUUUUUUCUUCUUCUCCGUCCCCCCUUCAUCAUCUUCUUCUUCCUCAACUCAUCAAAUAUGGUUUUCAGUAGCGAUACUGAUCAGAACCCCACCUGCGACACAGGCCUUGGUCUCGCCUUGUGCGGCCGCCAUGAGAGGCCAAAUCAAGAAAACAUCAAGAAAAAUAUAACACUACUUGCCUCUCUCAGGUACGAUGAUCACCUCCUCCCAUCUGAUCUCUCUCUUGGCCUGAAGUCACAAGAUCAUCAUCACGUCAAUCAGAUGGUUGAUGAUCAUAGAGCAGGGGAAGCAAGUAUCGGUGAUGUUAAGGAUCAGGUUCAGCAGAACCAGGCUUCUUCUCUGAGUACAGAAGGAGUGUCGUCGUUUUCAAACUCUAACAGCGUGAAGAAAGAGACGAGAGAAUAUUGUAAUUCGGGAUCAGAAGAAGUAGAGGUAGAGAAGAUUAAUUAUUGUUCAAGAGUGAGUAGUGAUGAUCAACAUGAAGAUCAUAAUCAUGAUCAAGAAGAUGGUAGCCCAAGAAAGAAACUUAGACUUUCUAAACAACAGGCCGCCAUUUUAGAAGACAGCUUCAGAGAUCACACCACCCUCAAUCCUAAACAAAAGCAAGCCCUGGCAGAGCAGCUGAAUCUUCGACCUCGACAGGUAGAAGUAUGGUUUCAGAACAGGAGAGCCAGGACUAAGCUCAAGAAGACUGAGGUGGAUUGUGAGCUGCUAAAGAAGUGUUGCGAGACGCUGACAGAAGAGAACAAGAGGCUGCAGAAAGAAGUGCAAGAGCUGAAAUCGCUGAAGCUAACGGCGUCGUUUUAUAUGCAUCUGCCGGCGGCCACCCUCAUGACUAUGUGCCCUUCGUGUGAGAGACUUGGGAGUAGUACUCAUGGUGGCGAUGGCUCUUCUGGAAAUCCCUUGAUUCCCAUCUCCCCGAAACCUCAUCAUCUGUAUAACUCUUUUUCUCACCCACCAUCUGCUGCUUGCUAAAUUAUUAUUAUUAUUAUUAUUUAAUUAGUUAUAUAAGCAACCUCCCAAAAAAUUAAAGUAUAUUACUAAACUAUUUUUUAUAUA